This is a messenger RNA of Acanthoscelides obtectus, 894 nucleotides long. Lineage: Eukaryota; Metazoa; Arthropoda; Insecta; Coleoptera; Chrysomelidae. The record is from the annotation of a GenBank genome assembly.
GUUUAAAUUGACAUAGGUAGUGUUAGUUUGGAACACCCUGAAUAAUAAACCCAUUUGUCUGUCAUAGUCAGUUUUAUGGUAUGAUUAAAAUUCCAGUUGAGGAUCCGAGAGUCUAUUGUGCCAUCUGCAAACGUUUAAAUUGCAAGCAAUAUUUUGCACAGCCUUGGCCAUUGGCAAGGGUGGCCUGGAAAAGGAGCUCAUAUUAUUUAUAUUUCAGCCGGAGGAGGCUCUCAGGGUGCUAAUCACGGUAGUAAUCAAGGUGGUAACCCUCUAUUUGAUAGAAACAGUGACACAAUACCGCAAGGAGACAUGUCAGCAGUAAUUCCAAGCGACCCAGUGUCUGCCCUAGGACAAGAUGGAGUUAAUCCUUCAGGUGCAGAAGGAGCCGGACAUGAUCAAUCUGGACUUCCUGGUACAGGAUUUGGGUCAUCGCCUUCUUUACCAGGAGGAGGACAAAGCGACAUAGGAUCAGGUCUCCCACAACAACCAACAGCACAAAGACCACCAGGCGUCAACCCAUCGUACAAUGACAAUAACAGUGAUGAUGACGACGGAGAUGAUCCAGCGCCAUUCAACUUGUCACCUAAAAAAGGUGGUCCAUCUUACAACAUCUUCUUCCCGAUUGAGUUAAGGCAUCGAGCUCGUAGUGCCGCUAAGUCAAGUCGUAACUACAAUGCUAUAGCUAAUUCCUUUGCAACCGGUAGAAAGGGCAUCGCAAACAGUCACUCUUUAACUCAUGGUGAUGCAGCAACGCAACAGGCUUCAGCACAAGGACAAAUCGAGCAGAAGCCGGAAGUCUGAAGGGAGUGGUCCUUAUUGGAGUAGAAUAUGUUAGGUGUUUAUGUAUAUAGCUUGUAUAUUAUCGAAAUUCAAUAAAAAUACAAAUAACCAUCA